GCAUUUUUAAAUUCAUUUCUAUCUCCCUUCUCCAACGAAGGUGUGUCUGGCCUUUAACUCGUAAGAAAAUUUGGGGCUGAUUCACGGCAAAAUCAAAAUGUCUUCGAAAUCCAGAUCGAAAAAGGGUGCAUCUAAGAAAAAGGUGCAACGAGCGGCAUCCAAUGUUUUCGCGAUGUUCGACCAAACGCAGAUUCACGAGUUCAAAGAGGCAUUCAACGUCAUUGAUCAGGACAGAGAUGGAAUUAUCAGCGCCAAAGACCUGACGGAGAUGUUUAAUUCCCUAGGAAGGCCUCAGAAGGACGAUUACAUCGAAGACAUGCUGGGCGAGGCUACUGGGACUGUCAACUUUACGAUGUUCAUGACGCUGUUCUCAGAGAACAUGCAUGGUACCGAUCCCGAAGACAUGAUCAAGAGUGCGUUUACUACGUUUGAUCCAGAUGGCACUGGAAUCAUCAAUGAGGACAGGCUGCGACCACUGCUAAUGAAACUCGGAGACAGGUUUACAGAGGAUGAAUGCGAUGAAAUGUUUACUCAUGCAAAUGUUGACGACGACGGGAAUUUUAAUUACAAUGAAUUCACAAAGAUCAUAAAACAUGGUGAAAAAGACGAUUAGGAGUGCAGGGAUUGUAUGAUCGUGAAAAAUUCAAGAUAUCAUUGAUCUUAUUUCUGUGUUAGUUCUGGGGUAGCUCCCACGAUAUUUCAGGUUUUUUUUUUUUUAUUCUUUAAGAAUGUCAGAAAUCAUUUAAUGUUUAGCCAAAACUGAUUAAAGCUCUAAAAUGUGUUUUAAUAAGACCAGGAGCCCUCCUGAUGAGACUGAGUUUUAAAGCCCAGGGAACUGCAAAAGUAUUUGUUACGGAAAGUAGCUUGUCUGCGGUGCUUUGGCUAAAAAUUGUGAAAAAAGUGAAUACGCCAGCUGAUCUUUUGAGUCUAUGGAUUAGAUAACUGGAAAUAGAUGUCUGCAUGAGAGUCAUUUUCACAUCAGUCUCAAAAUUUUAUGCGGAAUUUUAGAAUAUAGCGUCUCUAGGAAAUAAUCAGAGAAAAAGAGUAUUGGUGCGACGGAACUGCCGGUAAUAAUUCGUAUAGGUCCUGUUUGUGAACAUGCGGUUUGGAUCGUAAACAUUUAGCAGUACAUGAUGCCUCCAAAUGUCACGAAAAAAGGGUUUGCUUGUUAGUCAUGAGAAUUUUUAUUAUUAGGUCACAGACCGUAGAGGGUGUUGGCAAUAACUCAACCGGAACUAAAUGGCACGAGAGAUUACAGAAAC
Messenger RNA from Pocillopora verrucosa, 1262 nucleotides. Its product is annotated as myosin regulatory light polypeptide 9-like. Lineage: Eukaryota; Metazoa; Cnidaria; Anthozoa; Scleractinia; Pocilloporidae. Gene Ontology annotation, molecular function: myosin heavy chain binding; calcium ion binding. Gene Ontology annotation, cellular component: cytoplasm; myosin II complex. The record is from RefSeq and is a predicted model, not a curated record.